This is a messenger RNA of Priapulus caudatus, 1871 nucleotides long. RefSeq lists its product as uncharacterized. NCBI's taxonomy places the organism in Eukaryota, Metazoa, Priapulida, Priapulimorpha, Priapulimorphida, Priapulidae. The transcript has 6 exons. The record is from RefSeq and is a predicted model, not a curated record. The coding region runs from base 151 to 1083 and encodes 310 amino acids.
CCGCCAUCGAGAGUGUUGGUCGGACAGACGCUUCAACGGUCUCGCCUCAAAGGUGAUGAGACUGCAUUAGCCGUUUGGGUGUGCUUAGUGAUUUUAGGGCUCCAACUCGGGUUUUCAGCAAUAGUCACUCCCAGAACUUGGAGAAUCGAAAUGGAGCCUCAUUGGAUCGAAAAACUUUUCCCACCAAGCCUCACAACAGCAGAUGAUCUAUUCAAGAAGGACAAAGGCUGUGAAAGCUCUAAGCAUGAGAAGAAAGCGUUGAAACGAAUUCCUCUUGACAUAGAACAAAUCCGUGCUAUAUAUAAGCAGGCCAUGAUUAUCAGUGAUGAAUUGGAUAUGCCUGUCAAGUCAACUGAUGGAUCUUGUGUACAAAAUAAUUUAAAUGUUCAGAAGAUCUUGACAAAACCAGGUAUUUACACAGUGAUGGUGGACAAAGCCUCAUCAUGUGGGGAACAAGCUACUUCUAUCUGGUCUGACAUGGAAAGUGAUAUCAUUGGUGAACAGUGCUCUAAAUACAGGAUGGAAAAUAAUUCACUGAGGAAAACAUUAGCAUGCCAAGAAACGGAACUCAAUGAACUAAAGACUUCGUUUGAUGUCAAGUCUGUGCAGCUCGAAGAGACAACCGCACUGUUACAGGAAGCCGGUAAAGCAAACCACAGGCAGUAUAUUCUGAGACAACAUUUACAGGCAGAGCUGAGCUCUUCGAAUACACAGCUCUUUGAAUGCAACAAAUUUCUGAAGGAAGCCAGAAGGAAAAACCAUGAGCUACAGGCGCAACUUGACAAGCUACAGAAAGAUCAGGCACUGGAGCAUGUGCAGCGCAGACUAGCAGAGGUGAGAGUUGACGAAAUGAAGAUGCAGAUGGGGCAAAACGAGCUCCUGGUAACAGAGCGACUGCAGCAGGAAGCUUCCCAACACACGGAGGAGCAGGAAAGGAAGCUGCAGGCGAUUUCCUGUGAGCUGCACGAAGAGAGAGAAAAGUACAGACGUGCAGCCGCUGGGCUCGUGGUUUUGCAGAGACAUUUUGUGUCACAAUCAGAUGACAGACUUGGCACAGACGAAUUAGACAUCGAUGUUUUGUGACUACUUGCAUUUCGAAGUCAUUGGUCCGAUGGUCAGCACCACCUCACACAGAAAAACGUAAUAAGGUGUGACCCCGGAGGCUUAACUAUUUCUUAAUUGCUACUCCUUUGAGAAUUUGAUCAUAGUAUCCCACAUUACUUCGGAUCUGUGAAUAAAGAAUGUAGGGUUCUCCCCAGGAGUUUCAAAGACAUGUUGGGUAAUCAGGCAAUUCAUCUCCAAUUGCUAAUUGGCGUCAAUUACGCGUGUUGUAAGUUGUCCCAAUACACUGGUACAGUCAAUCAGUUUAGAGACGAAUACAUAAAGCUGUAAAAAUACAGAAUGACUAUGUUGGGAUUGUCAAAAAUAAAGACAGAUGGAAAUUGGGGCAUGUUGAAGAAUUUUCGGGAUGUCGCAAAUUUGCCUCAGUUUUGAAGGCAUGUCCAACCCAAAUUGUGUCAAGGCCUGGAAAGAACCAUGCAAUGUAAAGAGCCUUGGCCGCGUUUCAAUAAAAGUUUUUUAUUUGCUAUUUAAUAGAGCACUCCCCCUCUCUCUCUCUCUCUCCCUAGCUCCCUCCCUCCUCAUCUCCUCGCCCCCUCUCUCAUGCCCCAGUUAUGACUUUGUUAUGCAUAAGUGCUUAUAGUAAACGAGGCUUUGCAAAACGUGGCUCAGUAUCACUAAUGAUCCACACAAGUGGGCAAUACUGCAUGUAUGCUCUAAUUAGCAUCUCACUCACUGUUAGCUUAAUACAUCAUAGCCAUAGGCACAUACAAAUGGUAUAAAAGUACAAAUAUAUAGUAACGUUUUUAACA